Messenger RNA from Trichobilharzia szidati, 762 nucleotides. NCBI's taxonomy places the organism in Eukaryota, Metazoa, Platyhelminthes, Trematoda, Strigeidida, Schistosomatidae. The record is from the annotation of a GenBank genome assembly.
AUGUCAUUUGAGUUACUUUGUGAGGAUCCUGUUGGUGCAAAUACUCUUUCCAUUAAAUUAGAUACGUUCAACUCCUUCAAUGGAAUACGCUUUCUUAUUCUGGGUGAAGCUUUAGAUGAUGACUGUGAGCUACUCGGGGAUUUACCAGAAUCUGAAAUCUUAAGCGACUUGCUUGCAUUAGAUGCUCGAAGACGCUUAGCUAUUGGCGAAGACCAUCAGCCAAUAGCUAAGCGUCUUCGAGCAUCUAAUGCAAGCAAGUCGCUUAAGAUUUCAGAUUCUGGUAAAUCCCCGAGUAGCUCACAGUCAUCAUCUAAAGCUUCACCCAGAAUAAGAAAGCGUAUUCCAUUGAAGGAGUUGAACGUAUCUACUGAGCGUAAUCGUAUUCGGCGGCAACUGAACUCAACGACUUACCGAAUACGAUUACGCUCAGUAGAUACGUUCAACUCCUUCAAUGGAAUACGCUUUCUUAUUCUGGGUGAAGCUUUAGAUGAUGACUGUGAGCUACUCGGGGAUUUACCAGAAUCUGAAAUCUUAAGCGACUUGCUUGCAUUAGAUGCUCGAAGACGCUUAGCUAUUGGCGAAGACCAUCAGCCAAUAGCUAAGCGUCUUCGAGCAUCUAAUGCAAGCAAGUCGCUUAAGAUUUCAGAUUCUGGUAAAUCCCCGAGUAGCUCACAGUCAUCAUCUAAAGCUUCACCCAGAAUAAGAAAGCGUAUUCCAUUGAAGGAGUUGAACGUAUCUACUGAGCGUAAUCGUAUUCGGUAA